AUGGCGCCCAGCUCGAAAUCGGAGAGGGAUGACAACAAACAGAAACCGGCGAAAAAAUACAAAGAGCACCUCGUCAAGCUGCUGAACCGCGGCAAGCUCCUGUGCCUGAUUCUGUUUUUCUCUAAAUAUAUUUUUCUGGGUCUACCUGCAUGUGUCUGUUGUUCUGUUUGUUCUCUUUGUCCUUCUUUUCUCCUGUUUUGGUAUCACGGGAGCCUACAGUGUUGUGUUGUUUUUACCUGUGUGUGCAGUCACAUCUUCCUGGGCUUCACAAAGUGUGGCCGGUAUGUCCUGUCCUAUACCAGCGACUGUGGGGAGGAUGACUUCUCCUUUUACAUCUAUCACCUCUACUGGUGGGAGUUUAACCUGCACAGCCGCCUGCGCCAGGUGAGGCAGGUGCGCCUGUUUGCGGGGGAGGAGAUCUACAGUGACCUGUACCUAACGGUGUGUGAGUGGCCCAGUGACCGUUCCAAAAUUGUCAUCUUCGGCUUCAAUACCCGCAGCUCCAGUUCUGUGCUGAUGAAUUUGAUGAUGAGCGAUGAGAACAACAGGGACAUCUAUGUCACCGUAGCAACAAUGCCUCCCUCACGGCCCUGCACCCAUUGUACUGGCCCACCCGCUGCAUCACAGUCAGGCAGCUCACAGUGCCUAGCCCACGGCUAUGUGCUGAACUCGCGGUACCAGGUGGUCUACCCCUUCCCCACCUUCCAGCCAGCCUUCCAACUCAAGCAGGACCAGGUGGUGCUGCUCAACACCAGCUACUCCCUGGUGGCCUGUGCCGUGUCAGUCUGCCCUGCAGGGGAUCAGGGGGAGUCCAGUCAGAUCCUGUACAGGAGGAGGGGCCUUGGAUCGCCACUGCCCUCCCGGCCCGUGGUGCUGCCCUCUCCCUCUCCCUCCUCCCGAGCCCCUGGGACUCCCUGCUCGUCCCCCGAUCAGACACAGGACCCCUGCAAGCCCCAGCCCCCAUCUCCCUCGCCUGACCAGUCGCAGGCUGCCGCCAGGGCACGGGAAUUCGCGGCAGACAUCUUCAGACGAGCGCGGGGGAGAAACAGUAGUGGAGAGGAAGCGGGGGGCAAGCGGGGAGACAGCAGAGAUGCGCUUACAGAGGAAGAGACCAGGGCAGGGAGAGAGAGUCCUGUACCUUCCUCCUCCUCAGGGGGUACUCGGGAGCUCUCGGGGUCAGAGGAGCAGGCAAGCCCUGUUGAUCGUGACCCUGAGGGUGUGGGUGAGUCACACGGCUCUGUGUCCUCCUCUUCCUCCUCCACCCUCUCUUCCUCGGCCACGGAGCCUGGCUACGUGAACUACACCAGGCUGCAAUAUUGUUUACAGCCACCGGGGGCGCCAGAGCAGGACACCGAGUACGAGGAUGACAAGGUGCUGCUGCCAUUCACAGUGACUGACCUGAGGGGCCGCAGCCUGCGGCUAGUGAAGGGACAGCAGCCCAGCCAGGCUCAGUGCGUUUGUGUGGAGCAGCUGACGCUGGAUUUUGAGUAUGUGAUUAAUGAGGUGAUCCGCAAUGACGCUGCCUGGGCGCCCCAGUUCUGCUCCUUCAGUGACUACGACAUCGUAAUUCUGGAGGUGUGUCCAGAGAUGAACACCGUGGUGAUUAACAUUGGGCUGCUCCUGCUGGCCUUCCCCACACCCGAGGAGGAGCACUGCAGGCCGAAUACCUACCACUCCAGCCUGCAGGUGUCCUGGGACCUGAGCACAGGAGUUUGUCGCACGGUGGGGGUGGGAGAGCUCACAGAGGUCAAGGGUCAGACCAGUGGCAGCGUGUGGAGCUCCUACAGGAAGUCCUGUGUCAACACCGUGAUGAAGUGGCUGGUUCCUGAGAGCAGCUCCUGCUACAUCAACCGCAUGACCAACGAGGCCCUGCACAAAGGCUCCUCACUCAAAGUGCUGGCGGACAGCGAUCGCUACACCUGGAUCGUCUUGUGAGGGACUGGUGGACAGACGGGAUGGACAGAUACACAGACAACAUUGUGCACACUGAGACUCUCGCAGACAACACUAUACGCUCACUGUACACACCGAGACUCACACAGACAACACUGUGCACAAUGAGAACUUCACACACGGACAACACCUCUGGGAGCCUCUACCUCUGUUCCUGUACUACUGUCAUUCCACACCACCUUGUUCCUGCUUGACUGCUGAUCAGUGUAGAUACCGAGGCCGGCUGUACCGUUACUCAAGUACUGUAGCAGCAGUUCAUGUGAGCCGCUCACACAGUGGAGCGUAGAGGGGCCAGUGGUCACCCCCUGGUUGCCCGGCAGUCUGGGCAGAUCUCUGCUCCCUGUGGGACUGGGGAAGAGGGACCAGUGCUGUGGGUCUCAGGAGGUUUGCUGGCUGAGCUCAGUAUGAACACAUUGAAAGACAGGCGCCAUCAGCCACAGUUCCUCCGGUCGUGACACUCGGCCCCGUGAUUCCAGGUGAAUUCUUUUCUGUUGUCCUUCAGCUCGUACUCUCGUCUCCGUGCUGCCAUUUUGGUAUCUCGUCUUUUAUUUGGUGCUGUUGCUGGUUCAUUAGUUAAACUGACUGGAUGGUGUAAUUUUUAUUUUUAAAUUUGUAUUAAAAGUGGAUUCCUUUCAGACCGAU
This is a messenger RNA of Lepisosteus oculatus (spotted gar), 2595 nucleotides long. NCBI's taxonomy places the organism in Eukaryota, Metazoa, Chordata, Actinopteri, Semionotiformes, Lepisosteidae. The record is from RefSeq and is a predicted model, not a curated record.